Messenger RNA from Uloborus diversus, 7562 nucleotides. RefSeq names its product E3 ubiquitin-protein ligase HECTD1-like (gene Ufd4). The record is from RefSeq and is a predicted model, not a curated record. Gene Ontology annotation, molecular function: protein binding; ubiquitin protein ligase activity; metal ion binding. NCBI's taxonomy places the organism in Eukaryota, Metazoa, Arthropoda, Arachnida, Araneae, Uloboridae. Gene Ontology annotation, biological process: anatomical structure development; protein K63-linked ubiquitination; proteasome-mediated ubiquitin-dependent protein catabolic process. Gene Ontology annotation, cellular component: nuclear speck.
CUAAAGAUUGGAACAAUAUUUCCGUGUCAUGGUUUGUUGUGAAGAAUCAUUUCACAUUUUGUUUUCUCGACAAAAUGUAUAAUUAGUCAUGGUGUUAAAAUACCUGAAGAUUCAGGGUAGUUUCGGAAAACCCGUCUAAAAGCCAAAGUCAAUCUUGAUUCUUAUUAUUGCAUCCAUUGAAAUCGUGAAGCAUCAGUGCUUCUUAAGUCUGACUCGAAUAUGCUUUUAUAAGUUUUGCAUUUAUAGAGUGCAAUAUCUAAGCAAUGUUAACUCAAAUUAAAGUAAGCUGAUUACGUAUUAUUAAUUUGGUUCCCUGGACGGUCGCAGCAACUUUUAAAGAUGGCUGAUGUGGAUCCCGAAACAUUAUUAGAAUGGCUUAAUAUGGGCCAAGGGGAUGAGAGGGAUAUGCAACUUAUAGCACUAGAGCAACUUUGUAUGCUUUUAUUGAUGUCCGAUAAUGUUGACCGAUGCUUCGAAAGCUGCCCACCACGAACAUUCCUACCAGCUCUUUGUAGGAUAUUUUUGGAUGAAUGUGCUCCUGAUAAUGUUCUAGAAGUUACAGCUCGUGCAAUAACAUACUAUUUAGAUGUUUCAGCUGAAUGUACCCGUCGCAUUGUAGCUGUAGAUGGAGCUAUUAAAGCAAUUUGUGGUCGUUUAGUUGUUGCUGAUGUCUCCUCGAGAGCAAGCAAAGAUCUUGCUGAACAGUGCAUAAAGGUUUUGGAGCUUAUUUGUACUAGGGAAGCUGGUGCUGUUUUUGACGCUAGUGGCCUGAACUGCGUUUUGUCAUUUAUACGGGACAUAGGAUCUUUAGUCCAUAAAGAUACCUUACAUUCUGCUAUGGCUGUAGUUUCUCGACUAUGUGGAAAAAUGGAACCUCAUGAUACUAGUUUAGCCAACUGUGUUGAAGCUUUGUCAGUGUUACUUAAGCAUGAUGAUACUCAUGUUUCUGAUGGAGCUUUGAGAUGCUUUGCUUCAUUAGCUGACAGAUUCACUCGUCGAGGAAUUGAUCCAGCGCCCUUAGCUGAACAUGGCCUUGUAAAUAGAUUAUUAGUGAAACUAAAUAGUGUAACAUUACUGUGCCCAGUGAACAAUACAUCUUCAUCCCCUGGGUCACCGGAAGUUAAAACAUCUUCUAGCAUAUCAACUACAAUUAGCUUACUGUCCACUUUAUUUCGAGGUUCUCCCAGCAUAACUUAUGAUCUUCAUAGGUCAGAUCUUCCAAGUGCCAUAGAAUCAGCUGUUCAGGGUGAUGAAAGGUGUGUCUUAGACACAAUGCGGUUGGUCGAUUUGCUCUUGGUGCUUCUAUUUGAAGGAAGGAAAGCAUUGCCAAAAUCCCAAUCUACUGCUCCACCUGCCAGAAUAUCUAGUCUCAGGCGAGUUGACACAGCUGGAGAAAGGACUCAUCGUCAACUUAUUGAUUGCAUCCGUAGUAAAGAUACUGAUGCUUUGAUUGAUGCCAUUGAUUCUGGAGGUAUUGAAGUCAAUUUCAUGGAUGAUGUUGGGCAAACCUUGCUUAACUGGGCAUCAGCUUUUGGAACUCAAGAAAUGGUUGAGUUUCUGUGUGAUCGUGGUGCUGAUGUUAAUAAAGGCCAAAGAUCGUCAUCUUUGCAUUAUGCUGCUUGUUUUGGUAGACCAGGGGUAGCAAAGGUCUUAUUGAGGCAUGGUGCUAAUCCUGAUUUACGGGAUGAAGAUGGUAAAACUCCUUUAGACAAAGCAAGAGAAAGAAAUGAUGAAGGGCACAGAGAGGUUGCUGCAAUUCUUCAGUCUCCUGGAGAGUGGAUGUGUCCAGUCGCAGAGAGCUCAAAGCUGGGCGAUAGGAUCAAGCAAGAUCAUGACCAUGAAAGUGAGCCUAAAGGUGACCCUGAAAUGGCUCCAUUAUACCUGCAACAGCUUCUACCAGUAUUUUGUCAGCUUUAUCAAAGGUCUAUGGUUCGUUCAGUCAGAAAAGCAAGUUUAAAUCUCAUUAGGAAAAUGAUUCAUUACAUCAAUUCAAAUUUGCUGGUCGAAUUUUCUAACUCUGAUGUCGGAGCUAAGAAUUUUGCUACGCUUUUGACAGAAGUCAUAUCAAGCGUUCUGGAUAGUGAGGAAGAAGAUGAUGUAUUGCUGCAGACCUUAAAUGUUAUUCAUGAUUUAAUGUUGAAAGGAAGAGAAAUAUAUUUAGAUCACUUUGCUCGUCUUGGUGUUUUUACGAAGGUUCUGGCAUUGGCUGGUCCAAGCGACAGUGAUGAUGAAAAUAAGAAAAUUAAAGAUAGCGGGGAUGAUGAUUUUCUAAUGGAAGAUGCUAAGGAGAUUCUUCCUGGAAAACCUUAUCAUUGGAGGGAUUGGAGCAUUGUCCGAGGAAGAGAUUGCUUGUAUUUAUGGAGUGAUGCAGCAGCAUUAGAACUUUCAAAUGGUAGCAAUGGUUGGUUUCGUUUUAUUUUAGAUGGAAAAUUAGCUACAAUGUAUUCAAGUGGGAGCCCUGAGAAUGGAUCUGAUAGCUCAGAGAACCGAGGGGAAUUCCUUGAGAAGUUACAACGAGCAAGAAGCCAGGUCAAAACCGGCUCGCCUAGUCAACCUAUUUUGUCUAUUCCUGGUGCUACUAGAUUAGUUGUUGGAAACUGGUCUUUAUUUUGCAAAAGGGAUGGUGAAAUAUGUAUACACAAUUCUGAUGGUCAGCAACAAGCCACAAUUUUAAAGGAUGAUCUGCCAGGAUUUAUUUUUGAAUCCAAUCGUGGAACAAAGCAUUCUUUUACUGCAGAGACUACAUUGGGACCUGAAUUUGCAGCUGGAUGGGCUGGUAAGAGAGGAAAACGAUUAAAAUCAAAACUUGAAGCUUUGAAGCAAAAGGUCAAAACAAUAGCAAGAGAAUUGUAUGAUGUGUAUUUUAAAUCUGCUCAAGCUCAUCCUAGAGGUAUGGUUGCUAAAUUAUGUAACAUUGUUGGACAGAUUGAAAGAGCUUGUCAAAAACAACUAUCCUAUCCAAACUCCAAUAUGCUUGCUGCUAAUGAUUGGAAAAUCAUUCUCUUAGCUGCUUUGAAUGAUCUGGCUGCUCUUCUUCAUGAUGAAAGAGCUGUAUCUGCAUAUGAGCUUUAUAGCAGUGGUGUUGUACAAGCACUUUUAAAACUUCUAGGAAAUAAAUUUGAUGAUGGGAAACCUGUUUUGUGUCAUUCUAAUAAACUACAAAAAGAUCGCAUUGCAAUUUUCAAAAAAUGCUUUGUUGAACAAGCUAUUCUUCCCAGUACAAUUCAACCCUCAAUUGCAUUGGUGCGUAAACUAGUCGCAGUUUUGGAAUCUAUUGAAAAGUUACCUGUCUAUCUCUAUGAUACCAAUGGUAGUGGAAAUGGACUUCAGAUAUUAACAAGGAGAUUAAGAUUUCGAUUAGAAAGAGCUCCAGGUGAAACAACUCUAAUAGAUAGAACUGGGCGGGGCCUAAAAAUGGAGCCUUUGACUACCGUUGGACAACUGGAGAAACAUUUAGUGAAAAUGGUUGCUAAGCAAUGGUAUGAUUAUGAUAGAUCUACUUUUGCUUUUGUGAAGAGAUUGAAAGAACCUGGAGUUAAAAUAAAUUUUUCUCAUCAAAAAGAUUUUGAUGACAAUGGAGUAAUAUAUUGGAUUGGUACCAAUGGAAGGACUGUAUCUGAAUGGGUGAACCCAGCACAAGUGGGCCUUGUAAUGGUGACUGCUUCUGAGGGAAGAAACCUGCCUUAUGGAAGGUUAGAAGAUAUUCUUAGCCGUGAAGCAUCAGCCUUGAAUUGCCAUACAAAUGAUGAUAAGCGUGCUUGGUUUGCUAUUGAUCUUGGUCUGUGGCUCAUACCAAACAGAUAUACCUUGCGGCAUGCAAGAGGCUAUGGAAGGUCUGCCCUUAGAAAUUGGUUAUUUCAAGUAUCAAAAGAUGGUUCUAAUUGGCUAACACUAUUUACUCAUGUGGAUGAUUGUGCCCUUAAUGAGCCAGGCUCUACUGCAUCCUGGCCCUUAGAUCCACCUAGCACAGAAGAACAAGGGUGGCGCCAUGUAAGACUUCAGCAAACUGGCAAGAAUGCUAGUGGACAGACUCAUUAUUUGUCUUUAUCUGGAUUUGAAAUUUAUGGAACUGUUACUGGCGUUUGUGAUGAUUUAGGUAAAGCUGCCAAAGAAGCUGAAGCAAAUUUGCGUCGUCAAAGAAAAGCAGUAAAGCAGCAAAUUAAGUACAUGGUUUUAGGUGCAAGGAUAGUGCGUGGGCCUGAUUGGAAAUGGCGAGAUCAAGAUGGUAAUCCCCCUAGUGAAGGCACUAUAUCAGGAGAAUUACAUAAUGGUUGGAUUGAUGUAACCUGGGAUCAAGGUGGUGCGAAUUCAUAUCGCAUGGGAGCUGAGGGAAAAUAUGAUCUCAAACUGGCUCCUGGUUUUGAUCCUGAAGCAUACUUGGCUUCUAUUUCUAGUUCUACAGUUGCUCUAGCAAAUUUAAAACAUAGAGCAAAGUGUAUAACUUCAACAACUGGUUCAUCUACUUCUGCUAGCAAAGGUGCAAAAACUAUUACAACUGAUACAUCAUCAGCAAAGGGGAGUGUGUCUAGCAGCUCUUUUGGAACUUAUGAAGUAUCAGCAUCAACUUUACUUUCUCCAUCAUCAGAACAAGCUGUAUCGGAGAAUUUAUCAGUUAAGCAGGCAGCAGAGAUGUUAGCAGAAAAUGUUUUAUCUUCUGCCAGUGUAGAAGCUGCAGUAGUCAAUGCAGAUGUAUCAGAUUCCGAUAACAAUGCUACUCCAAUUAGAAUUCCGCCAUGCAAAACUUUUCUUAUGCGCAAUGACUAUUGCUCUGUGUCAAUGGGCAUUGGUUUAUCUCCUACCAGAGAAGAAGCAGAAGAUGCUUCUGUUCGAGAUUCCAUUGAAAAUCUCCAGUUGUCAGAAAGAGUCGGAAAUGAAAAAAAUUGUGAUAAUCAACUUCAAAACUCACGGGACUCGGCAAGUAGUGGAAGCACCAUGAGUGUGAGUGCACCAAAUUUGUCAAACACUAAUGUUAGUGAUUCAACUGUUAGUUUAUUAGAAACCUUUGCUGCUGUUGCUAGGAGAAGAGCUAAUGGGAAUUCUUCAAACACUACUACACCAAAUUCAAUUUUUACCCGUGGAUCUAAUAAUGUUGGAAGCCUUGUGCGCUUAGCGCUGUCUUCGAAUUUCUCUGAAAUUCUUGCUGACCUCCUAGGAGAAUUGCCUGAUUUUGAAACUCCAUCUGAAAGUGCUACAAUAGUGAAUCUUUCAGCUCCAGGUGGACCUCUAACUACUGCUCAAAGCUAUCCAAGUCUUACAACUACUACUACAUCUGCAUUAUCUAGCAGUCAGUCUGCAACUGGGGGAACAUCUGCAGGAUCAUAUGGGCAGUCAUUAACUGUUAGUCUUACAUCUACAUCAAGUGAAAGUGAGCAAGACUUCUUGGAUAGUUGUCGUGCUACAACUCUCUUGGUGGACUUAGAUGACGACGAAGAACUACCUGAUCCAGAAGAUGAUGAAAAUGAAGAUGAUGAUGAGAAUGAAGAUGACAAUGGUUUUGAAGACAUUACAGAUGAUGAAUGUGAAAUUGAAAAUGGGAAGCCUAGAAGCUGGGAUGAUGAAUUUGUCCUUAAACGUCAGUUUUCUGCAUUAAUUCCUGCAUUUGACCCAAGGCCAGGCAGAACAAAUGUGAAUCAAAUAUCAGAUUUAGAUAUUCCUGCCCCAGGUUCAGAUGUUUCAGAAAGUGGUGAUGUACAGAUAUCUUCUACUCAACCAAAACUUUCCCUUCAUCUGAAAGGUCCAAAUAUACCUGGGGUCCUGGAUAUAUUAUUAGAACUUACUAAUGCAGACUGGACCAUAUUCCAUGCAGUUCAACAUUUAGUUCAAGAUUCACAAAUAGGGUCCCGUCAAGACAAAAUUCGUAGAAUAUGGGAGCCUACUUAUACCAUAAUCUACAAAGAAGCAAGAGAAGCCAAAUCAAAAGAUUCUAAAACAAAUGGGAAGUUGCAAACUCCUAAGGAUGCCAUAAAAUCAUGGGAACAACCUGGAAGCUUAGGUUCCUGUAAUUUGCCAUCUGUUUCUAUGGAACCAACUAGUUGCACUGUUGAGGAAGUGCUGCAAGUUCUGAGGUUGUUGUAUGUUUUGUCAAAAGAAACAACGAAUGCAUGGGAAGAUUAUAUUUUUAAAGUUCCUGCUGAAGAAUUUAUUAGCAAAAAAAUUACUACCAAAUUAGUUCAACAACUUCAGGAUCCAUUGGUUUUAGCUUCUGGAGCACAGCCUGAUUGGUGUGAAUACUUGACUUACUCUUGUCCUAUGAUUUUCCCUUUUGAAACUCGGAGCUUAUAUUUUACUUGUACUGCUUUUGGUGCUUCUAGAUCAAUUGUUUGGCUUCAAAAUCAGAGAGAUUUAACUUUAGAGAGAAAUAGAGGACCGUCACCAAGACGUGAUGAUCCUCAUGAAUAUCGAAUUGGUAGACUGAAGCAUGAGAGAGUUAAAGUGCCUAGAGGAGAACAGUUGCUUGAUUGGGCAAUGCAAGUUUUAAGAGUUCAUGCUGAUCGUAAGAGCAUUUUGGAGGUUGAAUUUAAAGACGAAGAAGGUACUGGUUUGGGUCCUACUUUAGAGUUCUUUACAUUAGUUGCUGCAGAAUUGCAGCGUAAAGACCUUAGACUAUGGCUUUGCAAUGACGAUAUCAAGGAUAUUACAUAUUCUUCUUCAUAUGAAAAUGACACUAUUAAACCUCCUGGGUAUUAUAUAAGUAAUUCCUUUGGUCUGUUUCCUGCCCCACUGCCACAAGAAUGUGAUAUGAUUGAAAAAGUUGAGACUUAUUUUAAUUUUCUUGGUAUAUUCUUAGCAAAAGCACUUCAAGAUAAUCGAUUAGUCGACUUGCCUCUUUCUCGUCCAUUUCUCAAAAUAAUGUGUCAUGGUGAAGUUUUGAGUAAAAUGAGAGAUAGGGAACCUAUUGCAAAUCAUUCUGUUGCAGCAAUGGUUUCUUCAUUUACUGAAGAUGAUCUAUACGUUGUGUUGUCUGAAGAACAAAUGAAACGAAAUAAGAAAUGCAAGAAAACACCACCUGAACCUUCCUAUUCAUGGUUUUAUGGCAUUCUUGAUUAUGAAGAUUUUCUUGAAGUGAAUGAAUAUCAAGCAAAGUUUCUAAAGCAACUCCAAGACCUUGCAACAAAAAAACAUUUCAUUUUAGCGGAAAGGUCCCUUUCCAAAGAGGAUAGAAUAAAUCAGUUGAAAAACCUAAGUAUCCCAAUGCCAAAUUGUCCACUUGGCAAUGCUGUGAAAAUAGAAGAUCUAACCUUGACAUUUCAAUAUUUCCCUCCCUCUGAUGUAUAUGGAUUUUCAUCUGUGGAUUUGAAGCCUGGAGGCGAAAACAUGGAAGUAACAUUAGAUAAUGUUGAAGAGUAUGUGGAACUAAUGACAGAUUUUUGUCUUCAUACUGGUAUACGUAAGCAAAUGGAAGCUUUCAAAGCUGGAUUCAACCUUGCCUUCCCAAUGGAGAAACUUGGAGCAUUUAGUCCAGAAGAAGUAAGAUUAAUGCUUUGUGGUGAUCAAAGCCCAUCUUGGACCAAAGAAGAUAUUCUUGCAUAUACUGAACCAAAACUAGGCUUUACACGUGAUAG